Molecule: messenger RNA, 501 nt
Organism: Heterostelium album PN500
Lineage: Eukaryota; Evosea; Eumycetozoa; Acytosteliales; Acytosteliaceae
Exons: 1
Coding region: 1-501 (166 amino acids)
Molecular function (GO): acyltransferase activity, transferring groups other than amino-acyl groups
Source: RefSeq, a predicted model, not a curated record
AUGAUUGAUGCAAACAACAACAGCAUUCUAAUUGGACAUAUCUUUACACAUCCAUGGCAUCGUGAUGAAUUCCCACCACUCAACUCCAUGGACAAACUUAAAAAUGGUAUGGACCGACUGCUGAACGACCCAUCGUGCAAGCGUAUGAUCUAUCUCAAUGAACUCGGUGUUAGGCCUGUCGCUCGUGGUUUCAAUAUUGGUAGACUGCUGGUGAACCAUGCACUUGAGAAUCUAUCAAACAACGGUGGUAGUGGUGUUCCAUCUACCGUACAGUUGGUGAGUGUUCAGGGAUCAGCCAGAUUCUGGGAGGCAUUAGGAUUCCAACUUGAACAACUUAAUUUAGAUAAAUCAGAGUAUCUCAAGAAGAACUACGGAUUAGAUGCCGUUUUCAUGACUAAAUAUCUACCGAUAAAACCAAUGGCACACUCCAAUCAUUAUAAUUCCACCAACACAAAUAAUAAUCAAAUUGUAAAGAAAUCUUUGAUUUUAUCAGCAUAUUAA